AGAUCCUUGGACGUGAACAGUUUCGCUGAAGAGCACUUUUCUCUCCCCCCAAAAUACCAGACGGACAAUCGAGGCGCCAGUUAUUCCAUAUCGACCUGAGAGAAGGGAGUUAAGGUGUCGGAUAAGGUCUCCAACGGUCCUUCACCCCCAAAUCUCUGUCAGCGAUGGAGACUUGGGCUGGCUUGUGCCCAGGCUUGCACUUAUCUCUGGGUAUCUGGGUGAUGAUAACCGCUCAUACCCUACAAAAUGCCAAGGCGGAGAUAACUUGCGCAUCUUGCACGUCGCCAGUUCAACUUCACCUGGAGGAAUUACAGCUGGGGAUGCGCACUGACCCGACAGAGGAGCCGGGCACCCUAAAAAACAUCCGAGUAGAGUUUAGGGAACUCGGGGUUACCGACCAAAAUACUGGAGUCGACGACGACCGCGAGACAGGCGUUUCUGUCGAAGAUGUCCCCCAGCUCCCUCAAGAUGUCAGUCCGGAUGGAGUUAGUGCAAAGGAAGAUGCACCGGGGUCCAGCGGGAAAAGUCACCGCGGCAGUGAUGAGGCAGGGGAGCCCGGGGAGGGUGAGGGUGCUGCGCUCCGGAGAGCGAAGAGAAGCGGUCCUGAGUUUGCCGAGUUCAGUGAGAGCGGGCGGACCGGCUGGACCGGCGUGGACGCGGGCGCUCCGGAGGAUCGGGGCUCAUUGUUUGACGGACACAAGCAGGGCAGGUCCGAGUUCAGAUGGAACAGGGAUGAAGGGAGAGGGAAUAACCGGCAGGAUGAGCCCAAACUCACCAGCAGCACUUUUUCUCUGACGGGGGACUCUGCGCAUAACCACGCGGUGGUGUACUGGUCUGGACAGAACAGCAGCGUGAUCCUGAUUCUAACCAAGCUGUACGACUUUCAUAUUGGCAGCGUCACUGAGAGCACUCUUUGGAGAUCUACUGACUAUGGCUCCACAUACGAGAGAAUGAAUGACAAAGUCGGAUCCAAGACUGUGCUGAGUUACCUAUACGUCUGUCCAACAAACAAGAGAAAGAUUAUGGUGUUGACAGAUCCAGAGUUUGAGAGCAGCGUGCUCAUCAGCUCUGAUGAGGGAGCCAGUUACCAGAAGUACCGCCUCACUUUCUACGUCCUGAGCCUUCUAUUCCACCCCACUGAAGAGGACUGGGCCUUAGCCUACAGUCACGACCAGAAGCUGUACAGUUCAAUGGACUUUGGGAGGAAAUGGCAGCUCAUCCACGAACACGUCACGCCGAACAGAUUCUACUGGUCUGUCUCCGGCCUCGACAAGGAGCCAGAUCUGGUCCACAUGGAGGCUCACACACCGGAUGGCAACGUGCAGUAUGUCACAUGCAGAGCUCCGAUGUGCACAGAAGCAAACAGGAACUACCCAUUUUCUGGAUUCAUCGACAUCAGCUCUUUGGUGGUUCAGGAUGACUACAUAUUCAUACAGGUACCAACAUCAGGACGAGCCACCUAUUAUGUGUCCUACAAGAGAGACUCAUUUAUACAAAUCAAACUACCCAAAUAUUCCCUGCCGAAGGAUUUACACAUUGUCAGCACUGAUGAGAAGCAGGUAUUUGCGGCGGUGCAGGAGUGGAACCAGAACGACACCUAUAACCUCUACUUGUCUGACACCAGAGGGAUCUACUUCACCUUGGCCAUGGAGAAUGUCAAGACCACUAGGGGCAUCGGCGGGAACCAGAUGCUGGAUCUGUACGAGGUGGCGGGAAUUAAAGGCAUGUUGAUCGCUAACAAGAGGCAAGACAACCAGGUCAAGACCUACAUGACCUACAAUAAAGGCCGGGACUGGAGGCUCCUGCAGGCUCCUGCUGCUGACCUGGAUGGAAACGAUAUUCACUGCAUACUGCCUUUCUGUUCACUCCAUCUCCAGCUGCAAAUGUCAGAGAACCCUUACUUGUCAGGAACAAUCUCCACCAAGAGUUCUGCACCCGGGAUCAUAGUUGCCACGGGAAAUAUUGGAGCAGAGCUGUCUUACAACAACGUUGGCAUGUUCAUAUCAUCUGAUGCUGGCAAUAGCUGGAGACAGAUUUUUGAAGAGGAGCACAAUGUUUGGUUUCUGGACAAAGGAGGGGCCCUGGUUGCUGUCAAACAGCCAUCUGUGCCAACCAGACACUUGUGGGUCAGCUUUGACGAGGGGAGGCAGUGGACCCAACACAGCUUCUCCUUGGUGCCUCUGUUCGUGGAUGGAGUCUUGGUAGAGGCUGGGGCAGAGAACCAAAUCAUGACCUUUUUUGGACACUUCAGCCACCGUUCUGAAUGGCAGCUCAUCAAGAUCGACUACAAGUCCAUCUUUAGCAGGAAAUGCACGGAGGAGGACUAUCAAACAUGGCACCUGCACAACCAGGGUGAACCAUGCGUGAUGGGACAAAAACAGAUUUACAUGAAGCGCAGGCCUGGAAACUACUGCAUGCUGGGAAAGGACUACUCCAGAAUCCUCUCAGCUGAGUCCUGUAUUUGUCGAGCUCAUGAUUUUGAAUGUGAUUAUGGAUAUGAGCGGCGUGGUGACGGGAACUGCCGGCCUGCCUUCUGGUUCAACCCCUCCACUGUCUCCAGAAGCUGCAGCCAGGGUCAAAACUAUCUCAACAGUACAGGGUACCGUAAAGUUGUGUUAAACAACUGCACUAAAGGAGUUAAAGAAAUGUACACGGCCAGAAAGCAGCAGUGCCCCAACAGACCUCCUAAAGGACUCUCGCUGACCACCAAAGACGGCAAACUCACCGCCAACCUGGGCAGCAACGUCACCUUCAUAGUUCAUCUGGAUGAGGGUGACACCAUACGCACCAACAUCCAGCUGGAUUUCGGUGACGGCACAGCCGUGUCCUACUCGAACCUGAGCUGGACCGAGGAAGGGAUCAAACACGUCUACAAGUCUGCUGGAAUAUUCCGAGUCACAGCGCUGGCAGAGAACACUCUGGGUUAUGACACCACCACACUCUAUCUGCAUGUCACAUGUCCAGUGGAGCAUGUCCAGCUUCUCGCUCCCUUCGUGGUCAUAAAGAACAAGGAGGUGAACAUCACAGCAGUGGUCUUACCCACCCACUCUCGUACUGUUACUUACUUCUGGUGGCUAGGCAACAACACUGAGCCUGUGAUAACAUUGGAUGGCAGUAUCUCACACACCUUCCACAAUGAUGGAAUGCACACCAUCACAGUACAAGUGGCUGCAGCCAACUCCAUACUACAAGAUACCAAGACCAUAGCAGUCAAAGAAUUCUUCAAAUCGCUACUUUUAUCUUUCUCCCCUAAUCUGGACGAGUUCAACCCCGACAUACCCGAGUGGAGACAGGAUGUGGGGAGAGUAAUUAAGAAGGCUCUGCUCCAAGUAUCUGACUUCCCGGAGGAGCAGCUCUUAGUUGCCGUGUUUCCAGGAGUUCCAACAGCCGCUGAGCUCUUCCUGUUACCUCACAAGAACCAAUCAGAGGGCAAGAAAAAGAGUGAGGAGGAGCUAGAGCAGGUUUCUGAUAUAAUUGUAAGCGCACUGAACCAAAAUUUGGUGGAGUUCGAACUGAAGCCUGGCAUACGGGUGAUUGUGUACAACACACAGUUAACACUGGCACCAUUGGUGGACUCCAACCCGAGACACAGCAGCUCAGCUAUGCUGAUGCUCCUAUCAGUGGUGUUCCUGGGCCUGGCAGUGUUCCUCAUCUACAAAUUCAAGAGAAAAAUACCUUGGAUCAACAUAUACGCUGAGGUGAACCAAGAGAAAGAGCAGGAAAUGAUUGGCUCAGUGGGCCAGGGUGACAGCACGCCUAAAAUCACUCUGAGUGAGUUCUCUACAUCCAAAGAACUCAUGGAGAAGGAACUGGAUGCCAGGGUCAAAAGGGGAGUUGGAAAUGCCUGCGAGAGCACAAGGGAGAUUCCAAACUGUACUAGCGUGUAAAGUGGGAGAGCAACAGUUUAUGUACAGAGCGAAUAUUACAGUGUCGGGGUUCUCUUUUUCUGUUUUGUAAUUCUCAACACAACUGAUGUUAAUAGUUUUCUAAGGGACCUCAUUUAUACAGACUUGCACGGGUGACUCGUUCAGCAGCAUCCCUGCAGCAAAUGUCAAUUUAUUCAAUGAGAUCAUUGUAAUUACUGGCAAAACUUAUUCAGUUUUGUGGAUGUAUAAGCUACAUAACAUUCAUUUGCAGAGUGAAAUAUCUUUCGUCAAAACCUAUGAAGAGUUCUGUAAAUUUCCUAAGGAGUUUGCUUUGAAAAUCAUUUCUGGCUAUAUAUAGACUAUAAUGUCUGAGUCUUCAAUCAAACAGGGAAUAUUAUUGAAAUGUACAAUAUUAUCAUCUGUUCUGUUAUAUGUAUAUAUUAUUACUUUCUACAUGCUCGUAGUCUGAGUGCCAUGGCGAUGACAGAGGAUCUUACAAUGGUCUGUUUUUGAAAGUGUGUUAAAAAGUCAAACAUUACUUAAAGAAAUCAACUUUGUUUUGCUAAGGUCCUUGACUUGUGCAUGUUCUUAUUGAGGACACGAUUUCUGUGUUGUAGAUAAGCAAGUGUUGUAAAUAGUUAUUUUCUAAUCAUUAAUCAAAAGAGCCCAAUCAAUUUUGCCCAGACUUCUGUUCUGCUCUCAUUUUCCUUCGGUUACUGUUGGGUGACAUGUAGUUAGUAGAAAGGGUUCAUGAGUUAAUGCAGGUACAGCUGUAUUGACAUAUUACAGAUUUAACCUCCCAGCAUUUCCCUGGAAAUGAAAUGAAAAAGGUCAACAUGAGCAUAAUCAUGGUAAAUAUGUUUAUAUUUUCAUUAGACAUAUACAAUAGAUAUUCAGACAUUUUUACACAGAUGACAGUUUUUAAACUAUCUUAGCUAAACAUUGUAUGCCAUUGGCAUUAAUGCAGAACAUCUGCCUCGAAGACAAUGGCUCUGAAAUUUCUGAUUGAGCCUCAGAACAAAAGCUCAAUCAAUUAUUAUGAAUGUUAUUCUGUCGUGGCCACCAGUGAUCAUAUCGACAAUAUUUACAUGUUGGGAGAAGUAUGAUGACAUUCAUUACAAAAUAUAAAAUGGUGAUAUAGAUUAUGUGUAGUACAUCCUCUGUUGCUGAUAGCUGGUUUCAUUUGUAUUCAGUUUUAUUUUUUUCGCGAAAUACCAAUCCGAAUACCAAUAUGAACAUGUGUUAUCUGAGAGCAGGUUACUUGCACAUGUUUAAAGUGCUUCUGCACAUAUAUUUGGGUAUCUGGAGUAUCUCCCAACCCACAGACUGAGAUAAGACAACCGAGUCAGGUUUUUUUAUCUCCACGAACGGCUUGAUAAGAUGGUGAGAUAUACUGUAGUGGCUUACUGACUGAAAGAAUUCUGCCAAACCCUUCAGUUGUAGUAACAUAAAGAGCGACAGGGUACAAACAGUGGACGAUUGGUGGAUGAGUGGGUCAGACACACUGGGUAUCUCUGAAAGUAAGCAAGAUAUGUCCCCUUUAAUGAUACACUUUGAAAUGGGUACCAAAACCUGCUCUAUGUGGAGACAGACACAGCUACAUCUGUCAAGCUGGUAGUUCAUCUUUCAUUGCCCCAUCCACCUCAGGUACCAUACAUUAUAUUUGAUAGCAGCCUAGAGGGUUAAAUAUGUGGGUUAAUACUUGAAUUAACCAAUAGCCAGCUGAUUGUUUAGCUAUAAAUAUGGGUGCAUUCCUAAUUAUAAAAAUAUAAAUAUUUGAUUUUAAUUAUUUGUUCAAAACAGUGCUGUAGCAGUUGAUACUUUAAUUUUUUUCAUUUAGUAUAUAGGAGAAAAUUAACCUUCAUUUUCUUCUUAAUGUGUUAUUUUUUCCCCUUUAAAUUAAAAAGAAAAACAAACAAAUAACAUUCAGUACAAGCAAAGUACCGCAUUGUUAAGCAGUAUCUGUAAAUAUUAACAGUACCCCAGACUGUAUAAAAAUAGUGGAAGUCACCUAAUGGUUUGUGAACUCUGGUUUUGAAGCCUUGAGUUGGUAUUUAGGCCUUAUUAGGUAUUUAGACAUCUUUUUUUUUGCAACCAGCACAUGUUAAGAACAGAGGUGUAAUGAUGCAAUGUACAAGCUAACAUAAGUGCUAGCUAGCAAGCUUGGUUAGCAAGGGGCAAUCAUUAUUCAAAACCUCUGACACCUAAGAGUGUCUUUUAGUCCAAACUUACAGUGAACGAGACAUAUUCAAACUACCAAAAUGUUAGUUAACUUCUUUGGUGAACUGGAAACACACUGUGAAAGCGACAGAGUUCAAAGAAAACACACAGUGCACCAUGAAAACGACAUGUCAUUCCUAAGGUAGCCCCGCCCUAAAGAAUACACUGCUUUAUCAUCUAUUUGACUCUAAAUGGGACAAAAUUAAUUGAAAAAGAUUGGAAAUAAGUGAAUUCAAGCAUAAGCUUAUUAAAACUAAACUUUGUAUGGCUUUCUGCAACCAGUAGAGUCGCCCCCUUCUGGCCAUUAGAUAGAAUACAAGUGUAAGGCACCGCCACAUCGGCUUUUCAGGCCUAGAAGUUGCUGCUUGAUUAAUACCCUCCCCUCUCUUCACUAAUGCUAUUGAACAUAUGGAAAAUUAAAUAUUAAAAAAUAUCUCAUUCUUUUUGUUCAUAAAUUGAUAUAACAUUAACUUGGAAUAAACCCCUUCAGUGCAGUGUUUCUCACUUGGUCGUUGCUCAGGGUUUCCAUGCAGAUUGAGGAUGUUUUGGGCUAAAAUAGUGCACAAACAACAACAAAAAAACGAAAUGUUCUCUCUAAAUUUGAAGACUAGAACAAUUUGUAUUUCUUAAAACAUUUCUGUGUUCACACAGAGCAGAUUCAGUGAGAUCAAGCUGUGUUGUAAUUAAUCCACUCUCCCUGGUGACAUCACACUACUGCUCAAUGCUUCAACACUCGCUGCUUUGAGUUUCCUUUGUAAUGAGGGAGUAGCGUCCUCCCAGCAUGCAACUCUCCAUCAGCCCUGUGUUCUCCGGGCUUAAAGAAGCAACCUGAGUGGCCUCGGGUUGACUUCCGUCGGCCUCCUGAUAUCCAGCAUGAUCAGAGAAUGCUGGACAGCUGAGCAGAGGAUGCCCCAUGCUGAGUUCUCCCACAGUGCUCAGCUCAAGUAAACAGCAAUUGCAGGAGAAAAGCGAGAGGGGCAGGGGAACACUGCACAAAGAUAUAAGCUGUCACAUCACAUAUGCAUUACCUCAAACAGAGCAUUCUCAUCUCAAACCAAACAGCCGAGCCUUGUUACUGCAGACAGAAAACACACUGAACAAAGAUUGUUUUAUAGCUUUGUUGUAUUCAACACAUGUCAGAAGCAAAGGGUUGUUUGCUUGGCUGGAUUUUCUUCGGUUGGGGGCUUUGAUGGUGUCACUUUUUUCUGAUUCUUAUUAGCAAAUCAGGAUUAGAAGAAACAGAAAAAUAUCAAAAACUAUCAAAAAGUUUGUACCGAGUGCAACUCAUAUUAUACUUGUAUUGUAUUGUAUUGUUUUUUUUCUUCUUCUUUUGGACCCUUAGAAAUGAUAAAGAAUGUAUGAUGACUACACUGGUUCAUAGCCAGGCCAUAAUGCUUUGUAACAGCUGUUGCUGGGUAAGAAUUUAGCAUUCCAUAAAAGUCUGUAAAGGAAGGAAAGAAAAGCUACUAAAAAUGUUGUGCUUGUAUCUGCACAGGCAUAUUGGAACUGUCACCAGUAAAAGAAACUCAUACAUUUUGGGUAAUUACCUCAUUGUUCAUUCAGUCACCACUUUGAUCACUGGAAAUUGCUGUCUCAUCUGAUAUCUUAAAUGCCACAUUAUACUGUAAGAACCAGAUCUCCGGUGGUAUCCAUACUUGAAAAAUGAAAGAGAUUCUUGCUUUCGUAAUAUUUCAGAAGGCAUAAGCAUUGUAAUGUUCUUCAGUGCACAAAAAUCUACAAUGCAUGCAUCAUCAGUAAUGUUCUGUUUCAUCUUUAUUUCGAUAUUUCUACGGUAAAGAAACUGUCAUUUUGAAAUUGUUUCAAAUAAAUGUAUUUUUGUACAUCAA
Messenger RNA from Centropristis striata (black sea bass), 7933 nucleotides. RefSeq names its product sortilin related VPS10 domain containing receptor 3a (gene sorcs3a). Gene Ontology annotation, molecular function: protein binding. Lineage: Eukaryota; Metazoa; Chordata; Actinopteri; Perciformes; Serranidae. Bases 165 to 3887 code for a protein of 1240 amino acids. Gene Ontology annotation, cellular component: membrane. The transcript has 27 exons. The record is from RefSeq and is a predicted model, not a curated record.